AUGGCGGCGACUGGAAGACUAGAUCUGGACGGGAAUCCGAUUAAGCCGAUCACGAUAUGCAUGAUCGGCGCCGGCGGUUUCAUCGGGUCUCACCUCUGCGAGAAGCUGAUGGCGGAGACGCCGCACAAGGUCUUGGCCGUCGAUGUUUACAGUGACAAGAUCAACCACCUUCUUGACCCCUCCUCAUCGUCCUGGGGCGAUCGCAUCCAGUUUCACCGCCUGAACAUUAAGAACGACUCUCGCCUCGAAGGUCUCAUCCGCAUGGCGGAUCUUACCAUAAAUCUUGCUGCAAUAUGCACUCCAGCAGACUAUAACACACGUCCUCUAGACACAAUCUACAGCAAUUUCAUCGAUGCUCUCCCUGUGGUUAAAUACUGUUCAGAAAACGGAAAGCGCCUCAUACAUUUCUCCACUUGUGAAGUUUAUGGUAAAACAAUUGGCAGCUUCUUACCCAAAGAUAGCCCUCUGCGGCAAGACCCAAAUUACUAUGUUCUUAAGGAGGACAUCUCCCCUUGCAUUUUUGGCUCAAUUGAGAAGCAGAGAUGGUCGUAUGCAUGUGCAAAGCAGUUAAUUGAGAGAUUGAUUUAUGCCGAGGGUGCUGAGAAUGGUCUUGAAUUCACAAUCGUGAGGCCUUUCAACUGGAUUGGUCCCAGGAUGGACUUCAUACCUGGAAUUGAUGGCCCAAGCGAGGGUGUUCCAAGAGUUUUGGCCUGCUUUAGUAAUAAUCUCUUGAGGCGUGAACCGCUAAAACUUGUCGAUGGUGGUGAAUCCCAAAGAACUUUCAUUUACAUCAAGGAUGCAAUUGAAGCUGUUCUUUUGAUGAUUGAAAAUCCAGCCAGGGCUAAUGGCCACAUAUUCAAUGUGGGCAAUCCGAAUAAUGAAGUCACAGUCAGGCAGCUUGCUGAGAUGAUGACUGAGGUCUACGCUAAGGUUAGCGACGAACCUGCACUGGAUACACCGACCAUUGACAUAAGCUCGAAAGAAUUCUAUGGCGAAGGAUAUGAUGACAGUGACAAGAGAAUUCCAGAUAUGACCAUUAUCAACAAACAACUUGGAUGGAAUCCAAAGACCUCUCUCUGGGACUUGCUCGAGUCGACUUUGACCUACCAACACAGGACGUAUGCUGAGGCUGUGAAGGUGGCUACUUCAAAAGCCCUUACAAGUUGA
Striga hermonthica is the source of this 1167-nucleotide messenger RNA. Lineage: Eukaryota; Viridiplantae; Streptophyta; Magnoliopsida; Lamiales; Orobanchaceae. The record is from the annotation of a GenBank genome assembly.